UUGCUUCAAAGAUACCAAAUUGUUUACGUGUUAUGUGCCUAAAAGAUAACUAAAUAUUGACGAUUUCAUUUAAGAAAUCUAAGUAAUCUUGAUGAAAUUGAAGUAAAUCUUCAAAAUGUGCAAAGAUCUUGCGAUCUCAGUGUUAUUAGUUGGAUGCUUCAUUUCAUCACUAAAAGCAGGAACGCUUUACUAUCAGCACCCCGCGGAUAUACAGCCCAAUACACCUCAAUUAAGCCAUCACCAUCCAUCGAGGUUCAGCGACCGUCCAGUGUACAAUCUGCAAUCGUAUGCACCAGUCCACUAUCCUUCUAGGGAAACGAAGCAAUGGACAUCGGUAGAGAGUGUUGCUUUCAACUCUCAAGGAGGCAGUACAAAACAGCAAAAUCAUACUAUCGAAAGACAAUACAUUACACCCGAAGAUAUGGCAACUUCCGCAACAGUAGCAGGCAGGACCAUUACCCCAACAGAGAGUUCCACUGCGCACACAGCUGAUGGACUAAAACAUGACGUAUUCACUGCACUUUCUCCGACCACCCUUUCUCCACCGUCUAAGGAUGAAGAGCUACGUCACCACCAUCAUGAUGAUACUCAUUAUCAUCAUAAACAUAAAAAAAAUCAUACACACCAUCAUCACCAUCACCAUCAUCAUCACCAUCAUAAACAAUCUGCACUGAAUACAGAUAUCACAAAAACGGAUGCCACAAAGGGAAACCAAAUUCAAUUUCAAUUGAAUAAUUUUUUGAAAGACAUCGAACAUAAGCUACUUGUACUUAAAUUAGCUGUAUUCAAGUAUGCCCGACUUUUAGACGAAGAUCCGGACUUGCAGGAUCUGGAUAGAUCACUUUCACUCACACAAGUUGACGAGGACAGGCGUUGAUAAAGCGUUAGAUGGAUAACUCGACCAAUGAACGAAGAGCUUAUAAGUCCCGUAAUAAUGUAAAUGUUAAUGUUAUCGAUGAUGACUAAAACAACAACAGUUUUAAUUUCAAACUAAAUUCCAACACUUUUGUUUGCGAAAGUUCUUCUUUGAGUUAUAGUGCGGUACGAUUUAAGAACCUGUUAGGUAGCGUAUGGCUUCAAAUUAAAAAAAAAACAUCUUCAUUUUCAUAACGAUCAGCACAGUGAUAAUGAUAUGCUUUUGUAUUCAGGUGAGAUUUACCUGAAGUAUAUACCUUCAUGUAAACUUCUCGUUAGGGUAAUUAACAAAACAAACCCAUCAUAAUUUGCCUAUAUUGAAUUCAUCUACCAUACAAAUCAUCCAACUGUGUUAUUGGCGAAGAAGCCAAGCAGAUUUUACCCGUUGAUGGGCAAGGAUAUCUAGUUUUUAACGAACUCUUGAAGUGACGAUAUCUUCACAUUCGUAUCAAUUGGCGAACAUUGGCUAAAAUGAGAGUUGUGUCAGUUUCUGUUCUGUUCAGUGUAUUCCACAUUUCAUUCCUCAACGCAGGAAAGCUCUACUAUCCAAAUCCACCUAUUAUAGAUGAUGUUCCACUUAAG
Anopheles aquasalis is the source of this 1497-nucleotide messenger RNA. RefSeq lists its product as uncharacterized. Lineage: Eukaryota; Metazoa; Arthropoda; Insecta; Diptera; Culicidae. The record is from RefSeq and is a predicted model, not a curated record.